Molecule: messenger RNA, 7028 nt
Organism: Scomber scombrus (Atlantic mackerel)
Lineage: Eukaryota; Metazoa; Chordata; Actinopteri; Scombriformes; Scombridae
Gene: ubr2
Product: ubiquitin protein ligase E3 component n-recognin 2
Biological process (GO): ubiquitin-dependent protein catabolic process via the N-end rule pathway
Cellular component (GO): ubiquitin ligase complex; cytoplasm
Molecular function (GO): ubiquitin protein ligase activity; zinc ion binding
Source: RefSeq, a predicted model, not a curated record
AUGGCGGCGGCCGACUCCGACAGAGAUCCUCCGUCUUUAUGCUCUGAAUUCCUCCAUUUCUCCGCCAAAGACACGGCGUCGCAAUGGAUGGCAGCAGCAGAUCUUCAGCAGGAAGUGUACCGUCACCUGUCCGUGUACGUACCCAGAAUCCUUUGCUUGGGGCCGAGUGGGUGCAGCAGCAGAGAGGAGCAGAGGGAAGAGCAGAGGGAGGAGUUGGCCUGUCAGCUGCUCCUCCUGGCUCCUCUGGAGUGGCUCCUGCUGGGUGAGGAGCCGGCUGCAGGCCUGGCGCUCCUGCAGGAGAACAACCAGCCGUCUCCUCUGUGUGGACACGUGUUCAAAGUGGGAGAGCCCACCUACUCCUGCAGGGAGUGUGCAGCUGAUCCCACCUGCGUUCUAUGCAUGCAGUGUUUCCUGGGCAGUGUUCAUAAAGACCAUCGAUACAGGAUGACCACGUCAGGAGGUGGAGGGUUUUGUGACUGUGGAGACGCUGAGGCCUGGAAGAAGGGUCCUUACUGCCAGAAACACACCCUCACCCCCAACAACAGAGACACGGAGGAGGACCCCAUAGCCCAGCUGCCCGCUGACAUGGUUGCCCGUAGUUACAACAUCUUCUCCAUCAUCCUGAAGUACGCUGUGGACCUGCUGACCUGGGAUCAGGAGGACCAGCUGCCUGCAGGACUGGAACCACCGGAGAAAGGAGACACCUACUACUGCAUGCUGUUCAAUGAUGAAGUGCACACGUAUGAACAGGUGAUCUACACGCUGCAGAAAGCCGUCAACUAGCAGAAAGAAGCCGUCAGCUUCGCCACCACGGUCGACCGAGACGGAAGGAAGUCGGUGCGAUACGGAGAUUUCCAGUUCUGUGAACAAUCCAAGUCUGUCAUAGUGAACUACAGACGCCUCCAGACAGAUUUUAUGGAGGACGACCACGAGCGAGUGGUGUCAGUGACAUCACUGUCUGUUCAGCUGUUCACCGUGCCGACCAUGAGCUAUGAACGCUUGCAGAACGACUACGUGAGAGACGACCACGACCGUGAGUUCUCCAUCACUGACCUGUCAGUGCAAAUAUUCACCGUCCCGUCGCUGGCCCGGAUGCUGAUGGUGGAGGAGAACCUGAUGACCACCAUCAUCAGGACAUUUGUGGAUCACCUCCGUCACAGAGACCUGCAGGGACGCUUCCAGUUCGACCGCUACACGGCACAGCAGGCCUUCAAGUUCGGACGAGUCCAGAGCCUCAUUGGAGACCUCAAGUAUGUCCUGAUCAGUCGACCCUGCGAGUGGAGCGAUGAGCUCAGAGAGAAGUUCCUGGAAGGUCUGGAUUCGUUUCUGGAGCUGCUCAAGUGCAUGCAGGGCAUGGACCCAGUGGUGAGACAGGUGGGACAGCACAUAGAGAUGGAGCCUGAGUGGGAGGCAGCGUUCACUCUGCAGAUGAAACUGACCCACAUCAUCUCCAUGAUCCAGGAGUGGUGCUCGACUGAUGAGCGUGUGCUGAUCGAUGCCUACCGGAGAUGUCUGACCGCUCUCAGUCACUGUCAUAGUGGCCUUCCGGAUGGUGAGCAGCCAAUCAGCUUGAGUCUAGCCGGUCACUGUGUGGAGACGUUCAGGUACCAGGUGUCUCAGGACAAAGUGUCCAUACACCUGCCGGUCUGCAGGCUGCUGGCAGGUCUCCAUGUUCUCCUCAGCAGGACGGAGGUUGCGUCUCGUUUCCCUGAGCAGCUCCCACUGGGUGAACUCAGCCCCCCCCUCCUAAUCGAACUACCUCUGCGCUGCCUGGUGCUCUGUGCCCAGGUGCAUGCUGGGAUGUGGAGGAGGAACGGCUUCUCUCUGAUCAACCAGAUUUAUUAUUAUCACAACGUCAAGUGCAGAGUGGAGAUGUUCGACAAAGAUGUCAUCAUGCUGCAGGCCGGAGCGUCCAUGAUGGAUCCAAACCACUUCCUGAUGAUAGUUCUCAGUCGAUUUGAACUUUUUCACAUUUUCAGCUCCGCAGACUGCAGGAAAAGAUACAGAGAAGCCAACAAGGAUGUGGUCCAGCAGAACAACACUCUGAUUGAGGAGAUGCUUCACCUCAUCAUCAUGGUCGUCGGUGAGCGGUACAUGGCGGGUGUCGGACAGGUGGAGCCCUUUGAUGAGGUCAGAAGAGAAAUCAUCCAUCAGCUGUCAAUCAGACCGAUGGCUCACAGCGAACUGGUGAAGGCUCUGCCCGAGAAUGGUAAUAAGGAGACGGGUCUGGAGCGAGUCAUUGGUGUUGCUUCAUUCAAGAAGCCAGGUGUGACAGGUCGAGGUCUGUAUGAACUGCGUCCAGAGUGGAACAAACACUUCAACCUGUACUUCCAUCACUACAGCAGAGCCGACCAGUCCAAGGCGGAGGAGGCUCAGAGGAAGCUGAGGAGACAGAACGGAGAGGACACAGCCCUGCCCCCCCCAGUGCCCCCGCCUCUCUGUCCCCUGUUCGGCAGCCUGGUGAACCUGCUGCAGUGUGACGUGCUGCUGGCUGUGGAGGGAGCCGUGCUGCAGUGGGCUGUGGAGCCCAGCGGAGGAGGCUGGACCGAGUCCAUGCUGCAGAGGGUGCUCCACCUGGUGGGCAUGGCUCUGCUGGAGGAGCAGCAGCAGCUGGAGAACAGCAGCGGAUACGAUGACGUCACUUUCAACUACACCAGCAAGAUCACACGUCCAGGUGAAGCUCCCAGUACUUCAGGAAGUGUUCUGGCUCUGCUGGAGAGUCUGCAGAAUGCUCCUCACCUGGAAGUCCACAAAGACAUGAUCACCUGGAUCCUCAAGAUGGUGGCGAACAUCAAAACCAUCAGAGAGCGUUCAUCCGCCACCUCCAGCAUCACCAUCAGCCAGGGACAGGGACCGGAGGAGACGGUGCGUGACAAAGACAAGGCAGAGAGGAAGAGGAAGGCGGAGAUGGCUCGGCUCCGGAGGGAGAAGAUCAUGGCUCAGAUGUCAGAGAUGCAGAAACAUUUUAUCAAUGAGAACAAAGAACUGUUCCAACAGAGUCUGGAAGAGCUGGAGGCGUCUACGUCAGCUGCUGCAGAGCACAGUCCUCCCAGUUUGGAGAUGUCCAGUGUCUCCCAGGUGUGUGUUGGUCCCAGGAGGUUGGGUGUAGCUGAGCGCCGUCAGCUGGUAACGUGCAUCCUGUGCCAGGAGGAGCAGGAGGUCAAAGGUCACGGCAGGGCCAUGGUGCUGGCAGCGUUCGUCCAGAGGUCCACCGUUUUAUCCAAAAACCGACGCCGCGCCCUGCCGAACGCAGAGCGUCAUGACCCUGUCUUCAUGCAUCCUGAUUUGUCUCUGGGUAUCCACACCGCCAGCUGUGGACACAUCAUGCACGCCACCUGCUGGCAGAGGUACUUCGAGGCCGUGCAGCUGAAGGAGCAGCGACGGCAGCAGCGUCUGCGAGGUCACACCAGCUACGAUGUGGAGAACGGAGAGUUCCUGUGUCCGCUCUGCGAAUGUCUGAGCAACACUGUGAUUCCCCUGCUGCCUCACGCACACUCACCUGACCACAGUGUCGAUCAUCCCAGUCUGGAGGUGUGGCUAAAGACGACCAAUCAGCAGAUAGCAGCACUACACUCCGCCCACAGGAAACAGUCUGAAGAUGCAGCGGAGGGGGCGGAGCCUCCUGUUCCUGAAGGAUUCAGAAUCGACUUCACUCCACUGAACCCGUUCUCCAGCAGCGUCAGCGAGAUGAUCACAACCUUCAGCAUGUCCACCUAUAAGGUCGGACUAAAGGUCAACCCCAACGAGCAAGACCAGAGAAUCCCAGUGCUGAGCUGGUCCACCUGCGCCUACACCAUCCAGGCUAUAGAGCGCCUCCUGAUGGACGAGGAGAAGCCCUUGUUUGGAAGUUUACCUUGCAGACAGGAUGACUGUCUGAGCUCCCUCACCAGGUUCAGUUCAGCCUGUUGGACUGCAGCUCCACUGACAACAGUUCACACGCAGUUCAUCAGACUGUUUGCAGCUCUGGUUCCAGACCUCCAGGUAGAAAACACUCCAUGUAUUCUGGACGUCGACAUGUUUCACCUGCUGGUUUACAGCGUGUUGUCCUACAGCUCAGUUCACUGUCUCGACCAAUCGGGACAGACUGUUGUUGACUCCGCCCACCUUCACCUGCUUCACCUGAUCACUGUAGCUCACCUGGUUCAGAUCCUGCUCACCUCCACAACAGAGGAGGUGUGUAUGGAUCAGGAUGGAGGAGAAUCGGAGGAGGAGGAGCUCACCUGUCAGCUGUACAACACACUGAGGACACAUCUGGGCAGUGCGUUACCUGAGGUGACCUCUGGGUGGCAGCUGCUGCGUUGUGUGAAAGCCGGCGUCCUGCCUUUCCUCAGAGCCGUCGCUCUCUUCUUCCACUACUUGAACUCUACAGCUCCACCUGCUGACCUGCUGGUUGCAGGUCCUGGUCAGUGGGAGGCGCUGUGCAGCUACCUCGGCCUUCCCUCCAACCUGCUGCAGCUCUGCCAGAGCCAACACACACUGCUGGAGCCGCUCAUACACAGGUGGUGUUGUCAUCCAGGUGUCAGACAGACUCUUCAGGGCAGCGGAGUUCUCGUCCGGUUCCCCCGAGAGUCGAACCGACUGAUCGACCUGCCGGAAGAUUACAGCGCCCUGAUUAACCAGGCGUCCAGCUUCACGUGUCCCCGGUCUGGAGGAGAUAAGUCUCGCGCUCCCACUCUGUGUCUGGUGUGCGGCUCCAUGUUGUGUUCUCAGAGUUACUGCUGCCAGACGGAGGUGGACGGAGAGGACGUAGGAGCCUGCACCGCACACACCUUCACCUGCGGAGCCGGCCUCGGACUCUUCCUCAGGGUCAGAGAGAGUCAGGUGUUGUUUGUCGCAGGUAAAACGAAGGGCUGUUUCUAUCCUCCUCCGUACCUGGACGACUACGGAGAGACGGAUCAGGGUCUGAAGCGGGGGAAUCCUCUCCACCUGUGCGCGGACCGCUACCGGAAGAUCGAGCGUCUGUGGCGUCAGCACGGCAUCGCUGAGGUCAUCGGUCACGCUCAGGAGGCCAAUCAGACGCUGGUCGCCAUCGACUGGCAGCAUCUGUGAUAUUCAUCUCGACUCUGCCCCUCCCCCCCCUCUGAUUGGCUCUCAGCAUUGGCCCCGCCCUCUCUUAAUAAAAAAACCCUUCUUCUCAACCAAUCAGCUUCCUGCAGCCCAUCGCUGAGCUCAGAUCAGCUUUCAGGGAUUUUUUCAGGAAUUUGGCUUUUUGGGGUUCUGUGUCCAGGAAGGCUUCUGACCUUUGACCUUCUCCGUGUGUCAGUCCACCAAUCAGGGAGAGGCAGUAACACUUGACGCGAUCGUCUCACAGACAGGAAACACCGACGUGAGAUUUAGAAACUUUUUAAAUUUAGAGUUUUCUGUUUACCGAGACGUUCCGACUCUGUGGGAAUCUUUCUGCUGUAGCUGCAAAAUGAACCAAAGUGAAGCCCCGCCCACCUGCUGCUGUCACUCACUGGUGAUUGACAGGUCAUUUAUAGCAGGUUAAGAACACAACACUCUUAUUAUCUUUUACAUUUAAUCUGCAUUUCAGGCGGAGGUGUCAGGUGAUCUCUGCGUGAGGUGCAGGUGUGGAGUGGGAGGAGCUUCAUGUUCCUCACAGUGAUGGUGACAUGAAACAGCUGGUAGAGAAUAUCUGCUUCUCUCAUUAAUGAACUCAAAUCUAUAAACUUAAAUGAGAGAAAUCAAUUACAACUUUACAGGACCUUUCAUCCGAUCACAGCUUCAUGUUCUGUGGCUGUAGUUCAGAUUACACAUUAAAAAUAAGUCACUUCUAAAUUCUGGAUGUAAUUUUGGAUGAACUCAGCAUCCGUGACGACCUCUGACUGGCUUCGUCUCCAUGGCAACAGCAGCUGAGGUUCAUGGGUAUUGUAGUAUUUACAGACGUCCACCAAACCAACAGAAGAAACCUGAUUUGUAAGAAACUAAACAUUUGUGAUGUUUACAUUAUCCAGGAGACUUUUUCUAUGUUCAGUUUAAAGCAGAAAUGAUUCGACGUGAACACAGAAGCUCCUCUCACUUCACUUCACCGCCGUGUAACAGACUCAUAAAUCUGCUCUCCGCGUCCGAGGAAGAGGCGAUACAUGAUUUAAACUUGAGAGCACAGUUUAGUACUUUGAGUUAUAAACUGUGACAGAUAUGAUAUGAAGGACUGAACUGAUCUCAGGACGGACGGUAAGAACUCUGAAGUGUUUGAUCUUCUCUUGUAGCAGCUUUUUGGUUCUGAACCCGAAAUGAAUCUCCUGAUGUUCGGUUCGUGUUUGUUUUUUAAGAGUUUCCAUGACGACAGAUUCCCAGAGCUUCGUGUUGUUACUGCAGAAAUCUGUGUGAUUUAAACAUGGAGCAUCAUGGGAAAUGAGAACAGCUUGUGGGAGCUCCUGACUCGCACCACAACAUUUUAACAACGAGAGGAAUAUCAAUAAUAAUCCUGUAAUCUUUGUGUCUUAUUAGCAUCAGUGGAGGGUCGGAGUAUUUAUCAGUUUUACAACAUAUCAAACCACAUAUCAGAGCUACUUAUUGGUUAGGAAUGAAAGAUUGGUUUCAGUUUUGUACCUUUUUUUGUUUUAACAGUUUAUUUAAAGAGAUGUUUUUUUUCUUUUUUUUGGGGUCCCGCGGUGUGCUUUGUGUGUUUGCUUGUUUGGAGAGCUGUGUGAUGUCACUUCCUGUUUACGAGUUGAAUGUUGGAUUUCUUUUUUUUUUUUUUUAAGGCUUUGAGUUUGUUGCUGUGAGAGCUGAAGGAAAAACAUCUUGAUGAAAAUGGACUGCAGAAAUCUCCACCAUUUAUUUUAUUUAUUGAUUUGUUUAAAAAAAAAAAAAAACGUAUUCUUUUUUUUUUUUUUUUUUAACAAGUGAAACACUCAGCUAAUGUCUCUUUUUUUUCGUACUUGUUUAAAAAAAAGUCAGAGUCAUUAUGUUGGAGAUUUUUUUGCAUUUUUUUCUGAGAAUGACCGGGUCCUCUUCACAGCAUGUUGCCUCCUCACCGCUGCAUCAUUUAUCACAUCUGACUUGUGAAUAUGUGAAUUCUUGUA